CUCACUGAUAUAUCACUACUCCAGGCACUACCAUGUCUUAUUUAGAAAUGGUUUUCAUUCUCUACUGCUUUACCUAAAGCAAAAUCCCAACCCCUCUCAUAAAACCAAAUCCCACCCAAGUCCUAACAUGUUGGUACAACAUUCAAACACUUAAACCACAUACACACUACUACUCCAAACCCCAUUCAGCCAUAUUCCCAUAGCCACAAAUCCCAAACCCAUCUCAAGUUCUCCAACAAAAACCUCAAAUCCAUCCACCCAACACCACAAGGCACCAAACGAUCAACCAAUCUCCCCCUCCACACUACCAAUCACCAACACCGCAAGAACCACCGCCACACAUUUAUUUAUAAGGAUCAAAGCCAAGAUCAAGAGCAAGAUCAAAGCAAGCGGUUGCACUAGUGAGGAAGGUAGCGAAAGGGGAAGAAGAUCGGAGGAGGGGCCAUGGGCAGCGCCGGCAAGAUCGUGCGCACGGCGCUGCACGCCUUCUUCCGGCACUACCACCCGGCGUCCUCGGCGGCGUCGCUCCUCGCGCUGCCGUUCUCCGCCGCGGCGCUGCUCUCGCGCUCCCACCCGGCGCUGCUCGCGCCGUCGCACUUCCUCUCGCGCCGCCUCCGCCGGGUCCUCGUCGCCGCGGGGUUCCCGCCGGCGUCCCAGCUGCUCUUCCUCCUCAGCCACCGCCUCUCCCAGCGCGCCUGCGCGUUCCUCGCCGCGCUGCCGUUCUCGCUCUCGUUCCUGCUCCUCGCCAAGGCCUGCGCCGUGCAUUGCUGCUCGGCGCCGCCGCCGUUGCAGCGGCGCCGGCGCGAGCGGCCGUCGGACGCCGUCGUCCAGGUAGUGCAAGCGUCGUACCCGGCGAUGGUGCGGACGCAGCUCGUGAACUGCCUCGCGCUGCUGCUCGCCAACGCGGGAGUCUUCGCCGCGCUGCUAGCCGCGUUCAACGCCGCCGAGGCGCUGCAGGUCCUGGGCGCUCCCUCCGGCUCCGGGUCCUACGGCGGCAGCGGCAGGGCCGUGCUCGCGCUCUCGGCGGCCGGCGUGAUCGUCUACUCGGUGGCGCUGGCCAACGCGUCAGCGGUGUGCAACCUGGCCACGAUCGUCGCGGCCGCCGAGGGCCGGGGCGGCUCGCACGCCAUGCUCAAGGCGCUCCUGAUGCUGCUCCGUGCCGGCGACGCCGCCACCGCCGUCGCCGCGUCCCUGCCGGCCAGCCUCGCCGCCGCCGCCAUCGAGGCGCUGUUCGAGCUCAGGGUGAUGCGGCCGUACACGCUCACCGGCAAGGUGACGCCGGGGAUGCUCUGCGAGGGGCUCCUCGUCGCCUACAUCCACGCCAUGAUCUGUGUCCUCGACACGGUCAUCACCAGCAUGGUCUACCAGACCUGCAAGGCCAGCCAUUCUUGCCACCUCUUGGAGCUGGAGCUGGAUGGCAAGGAGGACUUGAGAGUCUGAUUUUUUCCCCCUGCAAUUUUAAUUGCUAGAACAUAGAGGUCAGACAUCUCAUAAUGGCGAUGCUUAUCGAUAAAAAUCUUUGAUUUUUUGUUUCCUCUUUCUGUCCUUUCUCUUGAUCUUUACAAGGGUUAUUAACUGCUGGUUCUGGGGACAUAGGUGCUGUUAGUUAGUGUUAGGACGAGCAUCAUCAGGUCCAUCAGAUUGGUAAGAGAGACAUUUGUAAAUAACUAAAGCAGAAGGGUCUAUAAGACUUCAUAUAAAUAAUUAAUAGCUUUCCAUAUACAAUUGGGUUA
This is a messenger RNA of Panicum hallii, 1733 nucleotides long. RefSeq lists its product as uncharacterized. The transcript has a single exon. Bases 445 to 1440 code for a protein of 331 amino acids. Lineage: Eukaryota; Viridiplantae; Streptophyta; Magnoliopsida; Poales; Poaceae. The record is from RefSeq and is a predicted model, not a curated record.